This is a messenger RNA of Diabrotica virgifera virgifera (western corn rootworm), 3864 nucleotides long. It is a transcript of the gene Hey, whose product is annotated as hairy/enhancer-of-split related with YRPW motif protein. Gene Ontology annotation, cellular component: nucleus. Gene Ontology annotation, molecular function: protein dimerization activity; RNA polymerase II cis-regulatory region sequence-specific DNA binding; DNA-binding transcription factor activity, RNA polymerase II-specific. Bases 161 to 1162 code for a protein of 333 amino acids. NCBI's taxonomy places the organism in Eukaryota, Metazoa, Arthropoda, Insecta, Coleoptera, Chrysomelidae. The record is from RefSeq and is a predicted model, not a curated record. The transcript has 3 exons. Gene Ontology annotation, biological process: anterior/posterior pattern specification; regulation of neurogenesis; regulation of transcription by RNA polymerase II.
GUGGCUGAACGUUGGUUGAUCAACAGGGCUGUACACAUUCCACAUUUGCGAACGACAGUAACACACGCGCGCGAAUCUACGGACGGCCGUUUGGCACGCGACUUAUUUCCGAUCUUCAUCUUUAGACACAAGUGGUGGUGAUAGUGACCCAUUUUUGGACAUGGAUCACUCUUUAUCUCAUGGAAAUCAUCACGGCCCUUUGCCGUGGGCAUACACCGCCGGUAGUACUCCGGUUUCGUCUUGGCAGCCUGCCUCAAGAGGUGCCAAAAGGCCUCUUUCCGAAAGUGACUGUGAUGAUGUUUACUCCGAAGAAUCUUCUAAAGAACAGUGCACGAGUCCAGGUGAUGCUGACAGUUGUCAAAUGUUAUCCAGGAAGAAGAGAAGAGGAGUGAUAGAGAAAAAGCGAAGAGACAGAAUUAAUAUGUCUCUAAGCGAGUUGAAACGAUUAGUGCCUAGUGCUUUUGAAAAGCAAGGAUCUGCCAAGCUAGAAAAAGCGGAAAUUUUGCAGAUGACAGUGGACCAUUUGAAGAUGCUGCAUGCCAAAGGUUUGGAUUCCUUUGCCUACGACCCCCACAAAUACGCGAUGGACUACCAUGGGAUGGGCUUUCGGGAAUGCGUAGCAGAAGUGGCUCGAUAUUUAGAACGAAUUGAAGGCCUAGAUGUACAAAAUCCUUUGCGAUUAAGGCUUACAUCGCACCUUCAGUGUUGUGCAGCCCAAAGAGAGUUAGCAUCCAAACAAGCUACCUCAGCUCCGUGGGGUUAUCCAGCUUCGCAACCACCUUACCCCCCAUUAAACACUUUGCCACCUUCUCCCGCAUCAAACAACGGUCCACUGGUAAAUAUAAACCAUCACCAGGUACCUCCCCCACCACCUACCCAGAACCUACAUCAUGACUUGGGACACUUUGAUGUAUCCACGUCUUGUGCUCAGACGACGAUUCCUGUAGCCACUUCAGACAGCAAUAGACUCCCACCCUCAACAUCAAUCCUCACACCUUUAACCACCACAACUCCUUCUGCUCUAGCUUAUAGUCCUCACCAAUACCCUCCAAAUACCUUUAGUAUUCCUACGUCCAGUCACCACCAAAAUUAUAGCCAAAGUAUUCCUCCGUCCCAGGGGAUGAAGCCCUACCGACCUUGGGGUGCUGAAGUUGCCUAUUAAAUCUAGUUUUAAGCUUGGGGCUUUUUAAUAAACAAGUCUUCGAAAUUACUGAAUAUCACUAUGAAUAUAUCACUAAUAUCACUGAAAACUAAACCACUAAUUUAGUUUUAGCGUAUAGGUCUUGGGCUCACCAUUAAAAAAAUAUUACCUCCCUCAUGAGACUUUUUUAAAUAAAAUCCACAAGGAAAAGAAAAAAUUUUCCUGUAGUUGGCUGUAUACCAACAAUGAUGAAAAUUGGAAAAAAAUCAUUUGUAAAAGGUAUACAAUUUUAUUAAAAAUCCCUUUAAGGGCUACAUCACAGAACGUUUACGAUUUUAUUAAAAAUCAUCAUCAGUGUUAAACCCUAAAAGUAAGUAUAACUUUAAAUGUUUUUUUAAGUAGAAUUUCUAGUAUUUCUUUGGUGGCUCAGCUGGCAUCCAACCUGUAAGUAUAACCAACUUGCUUUAACCUUAGUCAAAAUUUAAAUAUCAACUUUGCAUUCAUUAAAACGGUUAUACUUACUUUUCGGUUUUAACACUGAUGAUGAUUUUUAAUAAAAUCGAAAACGUUUUAUGUCACAAUAUCAUAACUUAAAAAUAAAAAUCGACCUGUUUCGGGAUUUUUCCUUAAAGUCGCCGGUUUACGAAAUAACCAAUUUAUUCCUUUCAUUUGCACCAUACUGUAUACACAUGCAACGGUGGAAAAUAGUGUCGCGCACGCUUGAUUAGCAAUUAAAAAACAAAGGAGUUUUGAAUAUUGUAUUGCAAAAAAACUCUUCGGGAUUUCAUUAAUCGAUGUUUAAAGAAUAUCUACCUACCUUGGCAACAUUCAAAUUUUCAGUUUUUCACAUAGUUUUUGAGGGUUAAAAAUGGCCGAUUUCGCAAUUUGUCAAUUUUUAAUCCCUUAUAUGUCAAAAACUAUCAACUUUAGUGAAAAGUCACUUAAGACCUUUUCUGUUUGGAAUGAUCCAAAAAACCUAAAAAAAUUUUGUUCUAUGCAAAAAAAAAUAAUUUUAGGAAAAAAACAAAAAAAAAAGUUUAAACAAUUUUUGACCAACUUUUGGUCCUGGCAUCAUGCAAAUUUGUUAAAAGGGGUCCUUUUUGAGUAAGAUUGUGCAAAAAAUCCGAAUUAGAAUAUUUUUCCUAGCGGAUGCGCAGUGGCUUUCUGGACUAUAAAGCUUCCGACCUAUCCUGAAAAACUGAAUAGCGAAUGUGAUUUACAUAAUAUCACCUGGUAUGUAUUAGGAAACGAAACAGUUAAAUACUCGUUGCAUGUGCGCGCAGGUCGCGUCUUCGCGGGGAUCCCAUAGGUGUGCCAGUUGAGGUUUAUGGGAAUCCCCGUUAGAAAUCCAGUGAAGUACGUAAUUAUUUUAAAACGUUUUUUUUUGUUUUAAAACAGUGUUUUUUUGUUUUAAAACGGUGGUUUUUUUAGAUGAAAAAAAAAACUGUUUUAAAAACGAAAAACAUUGUUUUUAAACAAAAAAAAAACAUGUUUUUUUAUAAAAAACCAAUUUUUGUCCAACCCUGGCGUCCGACAACUGUAGUACCCUUAAAAAUUUGUCGGACAAUAUUACCAGUUAGUUGUAAAUAUUUUUAUCAAACGAUCCUGCAAAAAUCAGCUGUGAGGGUAUAAAUUUUAUGACUCUUUAUAAUGUGUGCGCUCCCUAUGGAGUCAUAAUUGAUGAUUUUUUUGCAGGAUUGUUUGAUAAAAAUACUUUCAAUUUACUGGUAAUAUUGUCCGACAAAUUUUUAAGGGCACUCCAGUUGUCGGACGCAUCAAAGUUCAGAAAAUCUCUAUAUUUACGAACCCCCCCCCCCAGAAAAUAACUGAAUAAUAAAAGUCUCAUGAGGGAGGUAAUAUUCUUUUUAAAUCGUGGGCCCAAGGACUAUAUCCUUUUAAUGUCGAUGUUUGACAAAAAGUAGUGUUUGUUUUAUAUUCAAGUAGCAGUCGAGUUUAAUUUUUGAAACAAAAAAAUGUACAACAUACACUGUUAUAAUAAGUAAACAGGCUGACUCAUUCUUAAUAAAAAAUUCUGGUCAAUUAUUUGUAACUUCUAUUGAAAUCAAGAUAUUAGUUCACCUAGCUAAUUAUUUAUUGUUAUUGUAACCACAGGUAUGUGUGUUUACCAUUACAAGUCAUGUAAUUGGUACUAGGAAAAAUUAAAUAAUUAUUGAUAUGCAUUGUUAUUAAACUGUGGGUGAAUUCGAGAAACUAAUUUUUAUCAAUUGUUUUCAGUUACACCUACACUCCUUAUCAAAAAAAUCUAGAGACUUUUUAGCAAAUCUAGGCAUUUUGUAUAUAUUUUUUUAAAUUCUGUUGGUGUUAAGUGGUUUGAUGAAGAGAAAGUAAACAUUAAUAGUAGAAACCGUUUAUUUACAACACUAAAAAAGUACUUUAAUUUCCUUGAAAUUUUACCGCGCAGGACAGGCGAGAAGUGAGAUGCAACUUUUAGAUCUCCCUCAGCCUUCUUUGCUCCAGCAUUCGUUGGUUUCCAAAUUUUAGAAACCACGAAGAUGUUACCAGAAAACUUUAUUUUUAAUAGUAUUUUAAUUUUAGUAAAGCACAACUUUCGCUUGUUGCUAAAAAAGUAAUAAUAAGAAAAAUAAGUGAUCCAAAAGGAAGUAAUAAGUAAUGCAAAAAAUUACCAUUGUUCAAAAUAUAUACAAAACAAAUAAUAUAUAUUUUAUGAAAGAUGCGGUGAAAACUACCUUUGAAGAAAAUUU